Messenger RNA from Haliotis rufescens (red abalone), 3122 nucleotides. Its product is annotated as beta-1,4-glucuronyltransferase 1-like. Bases 642 to 1910 code for a protein of 422 amino acids. Gene Ontology annotation, molecular function: glucuronosyltransferase activity. The record is from RefSeq and is a predicted model, not a curated record. Lineage: Eukaryota; Metazoa; Mollusca; Gastropoda; Lepetellida; Haliotidae. The transcript has 2 exons.
UGGAUCAAAAUAAAUUUCAAUGCUGGAUCCGGACAUUACACACAGAAGCAAAACAAUCAUCGUUCGAACGCAGAGUGUCCGCAUGCGGAGCAUCGCGUGAAAAGUUCCACGUGUGUUCUGUAUGUUUGGAUCAAUUGUGACUGGACAGUAGUGAAAGAGACGCUAUAUUGAUGUGAAUAAUGCUUUAGUAGAAGCGAGACGAGUAGGGAACUCGGUGCUCGGUGCUCCACAGCCCACAGUCAUGUUCAUGAAGAUUGUCGGUGAUUGUUUCCCCGGCUUAUUCUUACAUCUGCAGUAUUGUGAGGAUCACAUGUUAUAGUCUGUUGGCUUAUCCCGAGUGGUAGUACUCAGUAGAAUCCACUUGGGACGUUAUCUCGCCGCGGAGAUAGAGUUACUGACUUGGUCGUCCUUUUACUUCGCUAGCAGACGAUAUACGAAACCAUUUGCAGCGAUAUAUAUUUUCCGAAGGUAUUUCUUGUCAGUUGUGUAUAUUUUAUAAAUUAAUUCCUGUCCAUGUGAGCUUUACAAUGGACUGUCAGACCCCCGUGUGUUUAUGAGACUACAAUCUGCUGUAACUGAUUGAUGCCGAUGGUACCCGAGCUAAACAGGACAAUUAUACCGGAGACCAGGAACCUAAGACAAUGGCUAUGUUUGCGAUGUUCCAAAGGUCUCGGUUAGGAAAAUUUAUUAUAUUCCUUGUAUUCCUUGUGAUAGUGUUGCAGGUAUUUCACAUGUCGUUAUUGACACGGCUCGAGGCAAAAGAGGCUUUGAACCGACAUAAAGGACCAGUUGAUCGCCAACUAAAGGUUAAGACUCUACCAGAAAUCGUGGAUGACAUGGAAGAAAAAGUUCGCAACUCCCACAGACUGGAUUACAGUGGUACGUAUCACGUCAUAGCGAACCUCCUCACCGCAGAAAGUCACGAUCCCGGCCAGAAUAGAGACGAUCUGGCCAUUGUCACACAGUGUUCAUCAAAUCAUUUACAUCAUUUAUCUCAUCUUUCACAAGUGUGGGAUGGUCCAAUCUCAGUGACAGUGUUCACCUUCGACAAUAAUAUUGAAACGGCACUCAAACAUAUUGUGAAACUUUACUUAUGCAGAGAAAAAAUUCGUAAAACGACUUCUUUUCAUUUGGUGUACCCACUCGACCGUGCCCCUCGGUCCUUAAGUGAGAGUUGGAAAGCGGUGAAUUCUUGUGAGGAGGACAUGUCAGUAGACCGAGAGAAGGCCCCAAACUAUGCAAUAGAGGGCAUAGAGUACCCACAGAACCUACUCAGGAACCUCGCAAUAAAAAACUCUGCGACAUCGUUGGUGUUUAUGGUCGACAUCGAUAUGGUUCCAUCGGAAAAUCUUCACGGGGACUUCCUGUAUCUAUGGCGCACCGCUCUGAAAGCACGGGCAAAUGAAACCAAGGACACAGUUUUUGUGGUGCCAGUAUUUGAAGUGAAGGAGGGUGUCACAGUUCCUGAUACUAAGCCUAAUUUGAUAGGUGCACUGGAUCGGGCCGAGGUGAGACCCUUCUACAUUGAUCCUUGUAGUCCGUGUCAGACUUUUACUAAUUACCCGAAAUGGGUAUCUUUGACGCAUUCAAAAGGGAUGCAGGUGGCAUAUUAUAUUAACUGGAAAUACUCUUGGGAACCUUUCUACAUCGCUGCUAAAGGCAUGCCGCUUUACGACGAGCGCUUCAAACAGUAUGGCUAUAACCGGAUAAGUCAGGUGUGCGAGCUGCACGUGUCCGGCUACCAGUUCGCUGUACUCAACAAUGCAUUCCUGGCCCACAGAGGCUUCAAGAGGAGGGGGGAUUUCCACGCCACCAAGAACCAGGAACUUACCAAGAACAAAAUUCUGUUUACAAAGUUUAAGGAUGAACUGAAAGUCAAGUACCCAAACUCCACCGGAACAUGUUUGUGAUGUGGCGGUUGUCGAUUUACCUUUCCAUGUCACGGAGGGUAAAGCGGUGGUGUCUACAAACAGUUCAUGGUCCACAACUACCUGAGGUGGGUGGGUGCUUCGUGGUAGAGCGAAGGUCUGCUUGGUAACAGAGUAGCAGAGGGGUUAUAUGACCAAAGGAUGAUAUCCGUGCAAUAUCUGUUUACACGUUCAUGUAUUACAAAUGACAUAGUUAAUGAAACAGAUGUAUGUUUGGAAAAUGGUAUGGAGGCACUUGUUCGACGCCUGUAAUGUUUUCUUUCAGGAAUCAUUGCCACAACUCGUCAUGUUAUUUUUUAUAAUAUACCAAAUGUCCGUAAGGUGAUGUGGCAAGAUAUGCAUAGAUAGUUAAUUGAUGGGGUACUGUAAGGCGGGUCAUGAGCAUACAUGACAGCUAACAGCUUUAACAAGCACAAGAACACAUUGUAUUUUGGUAUUAUAAUGGUUACGUGUAGUCAAGUGAUAACUGAAUGGUUCGGCCAAUAUCAAGUCGUAACCACACAAUAUGAAAUGUACUUCAUUUUGCCAUUGAAACAAAUCGGGAAACAUGGAAUAUGUGUAAUGUUUGUUGUGAUGACGAACUGUGAGACAUUUGGUUGUUUAUGUGCCCAGUUUCUGUACGUUGGUAUCCAGAAGAUGCGGGGGACUUUGGGCUUGUCAUACAGGACAAUUUGUGAAAGAGGUGCCUUUAACUACUUGAAUGAUUUCAAUUUUCUUUUAUUCCCAUGUAACGUCGAUAGCUAUAUAUUGAUACCAUGUAACUGCAGGAAUGGGAAACUAUAUUAAAUGGCAUACAAUGCUUGAACGAACUGGACAGGGUUUCAGCAGGAUACGAGUCUGAAGUGACUGGUUGGUGUCCCAGAGUUCGGGCUACGCAGAACAUGGCAGUCCAGAUACCAUGGACGACGUCGAUGUGACUAACAUUCCUGUAACCUGACUAUAUGGCAUGUCAGGAUUGCUACUGAGCGCACGUUUCGGCUUUCUGUACAAGGAAGACCAUUGAAACAGUUUUAAACUGGGAGUUACACGGGGGAGUUUGUAAGUUGUGUCGUCUUCAUUUGAAUUAUUUAAGCCUGGGGUAAGUAUAUUCUACUCUAGGAAUUCCUGUUGAGCAGAUAUGAUUUUGUAUACAUUUUGCCUUCAAUCCAUGUGGUGUAUAACUAGUGUAUUUUCUGCAUAAACGAAUCACAAUAA